Molecule: messenger RNA, 2689 nt
Organism: Colletotrichum destructivum
Lineage: Eukaryota; Fungi; Ascomycota; Sordariomycetes; Glomerellales; Glomerellaceae
Product: Putative short-chain dehydrogenase/reductase SDR, NAD(P)-binding domain superfamily
Exons: 2
Coding region: 312-1463 (383 amino acids)
Source: RefSeq, a predicted model, not a curated record
ACCAUCUAGAAGCUUCUUAUAUAGUUACAACAGUGUGUGCCUCUUUCAGAGAUUAGGUCUUUUCCUUUUCCGAGAAAGUGAUCUUGAUUUGUGUUUCUGUGGAUGUAUUUCUGUUCACUGUACCUAGCUAGCUGGGUCAGCAAUGUCAUCGCCGUCAUCGUCAUCGUCGUCGUCGUCGUCCACGAGGCACCGCUGCCUGAGCACAGCCGAGCCGGAGAUAGGGUCGGCGAUGCCAUCAUCCAUAGUAACAUUGAGGACGCUGUGACGUACGGCGUUUCUGGACUUGUAUAAAAGCAAACAGCGUGUCGACUAUGGCCGUCGAUGCCGAAUCACACCACAUCGCAGCGAGCACCGACAUCAUCGACACAGACAUCAAGACAUUCAGCAUUCUUCCAUCAGCAUUCAGGCCAUAUCACCAUAUCCCGUUCGUAAUGACAAGCUCCAUCGAUCUAGCGCCUCUCACCAUGGGGGCGGGGAGACUCUUCGUCACAUCCCAGUUCUGCGCCACGGUCCGCACACCGCCAAAAGCUCUCUCCCUCGCGGGGCAGACAGCCAUCGUCACCGGGGCCAACGUCGGUCUAGGCUUGACGUGCGCAGGCCAGCUGCUGGAACACGGCCUGUCUCGCCUCAUCAUCGCCGUACGGUCCAUAGAAAGCGGGAAGGCUGCGGCCAAGGCCCUCGGAGAGAAACACCCCGCCGCCGCCAUCGAGGUCUGGGCCCUGGACAUGAUGUCGUACAGGUCGAUCCAGGCGUUUGCGGACCGGUGCUCCACGCUAUCGCGGAUCGACGUCGCCAUCCUGAACGCCGGAAUAGCUAGGGAGAGCUUCAACCUCUCGCCCGAGGGCCACGAGGAGAUGGUCCAGGUCAACUAUCUGUCCACCGUUCUCCUCUCCGUCCUCCUCCUGCCUUUGUUGAAGGAGAAGAAAACCGCUGGGAGGCCCGGCCGGUUGACCAUCGUCAACUCGGGCGCUACCUUUAGUGCCAAGUUUCCGGAGCACGACAAGGUGCCGUUGAUAGCGGCGUUGGACGAUGAGACGAACUUUGACCUCACCGAUAGAUACCAGACAUCCAAGCUCCUGGGCCAGCUCGUCAUCGGCGAUAUUGUCGAGUACGUCCGUAAGGAGGACGUCAUCGUCAAUCUUGUUGACCCGGGCCUGUGCAAAGGAACCGGGCUUCAUCGGCAUCUGGGCGGCGGACUGAGGGCCGUCUUCGGAGUAACCAAAGCCAUGACCGGGAGAAGUCUCGAGGAGGGAGCGUCGACGUACCUUGAUGCCGCUGUGGUCCGGGGAGACGAGACACACGGCAGCUUCCUCAUGGAUUGGAAGAUCCAUCCGUUCGCCACGUUUGUGUACACACCAGAAGGAAAGGCCAGCGGGAAACGGCUUUGGGAUGAGACUCUUCAGGAACUGGAAUUCGCCGGGGUGCACUCGAUCCUCCGCUCCAUGAAGUCAGAUUCGUCAUGAGGGAUCCCCCUCUUUCUCCCGCUCACCCGGGAAUGUGCGGACAUGACAUAUCACGUCGGGCGUGGUUCGGUGAUGUUCAGAAGGCCUGGCUACAAUUGGGCUUUUGUCAGACAGUCAGCAAGUACUUGGCAGUUAGAGUAUUCAUAAGCAGUAGGUUCGGUUGUAUACAUAGCAGUGACGAUAACACCAACUCAUCUCGAUCAACAAUAGUUCCCUCAGACUGCGUCACUUGUUGCAAAAAGUCCCUGCAUAUCUUGUUGUAGGUAGGCCAUCUGUGCCGCAGGUGGACCGCAAGCAUCAUGAUGUGGUGGCAAGCUGCGGUUAGGAAAUGACCGACACUUUGAUACGCCGUCGGAAGCUCCAGAGGCGAUAGGCAUGGCGUGCUCAUGACACAACUAAGCCUAUUCGUUACAGGCCGCACCUGGAGGAUCGCGAACAACAACGUAGGUGAGGUGAUGGAUGCGGAAGACUAGAUAGAUGCCUCGCUCAGUCCGGGUCACGUUCACUGAGACGCAAGAACUACACAGGCGGGAGGCGACACCACACGAAUCAAAUACACGAUCGCCUGUUCUCGGAAUGCUGAUCACGGAGAUGGACGAUUCUCAACUCUCUUCCAUGGUCCGCAAAGGUCUGGCCUCGGUACCAGAACCUUGGGACCUGGGCACAGGCAGACCCUUGCCCCGAGAGACCGACUCAAAAGUCAAUGUUCAUCCGCUUUCCAUUGGUUUGACCACACAUACCUUCUUAGUUGAGAUGAAGCCGAAGGAUCGCUAUCUUCACACUCGAGAGAGGACAGACGAGGGGGUCGCUCCAUGAGCUCACACAAUGGUGGUCGUCGGACAAGAAAAACACACCUAGAGAGGCAUGACAAUCUGAUCGUCGUGAAGCCCAAGAUAGGGUACUGACGGAUAACGAUCUCGUUUUGAGACGGUACAACUUGUUUCUGCAAAUCGAAGUCAUCGUUGACAACCAGACGGGACUCGGAUCGCAGCGGAGAGGGGAGAGCGUUGCUCGUCAAACCCUCUCUGCAAAGCAACGAAGCGGCGUAACAUCCCCUUUGGGCCAUGCGUCCGAUGCCAAGAGGUCGAGGCCUGAAAAGUUCCCAGCCGACUUGUCGCUGCAAGCCAAGGAGUGCACCGGCCAGGGGGAGUCCCAGAACGCGAUGAUACGGCGGUGCCGCAUUGCUCGAUCGAGGCGGCAAAGAUAAGGGGGAGGAGGGGCGAAAC